CUCGCACGAAUGCUGAGAAUGCAUUGGAAAUUUACGUUUUAUGAUCUAUAAAUAGAGUUCAGUCAUAUGACGGGAAUACCAUGUAGUCCCGGUUCAGCUAGACAUUCUCGUUACCCGUGCAUGUUGGUGGCUCGUUGCCCAUUCACCACGAGGGCGUUGACCGGGACAGCAGUGUAGACGUAGACAUAGGGUUGGAGUGACUGUCACAGUGAAUAAUUCAAUAUGGCCGCCAUGACAGAUUAUUACCCUGUACGUCUGCCGUCAGAUGUUGGAAAACUUGGCGAGGAAACGCCGAUUCUCACCAGGGCGUAUUCCGAGUCCUUCCAAACUGGAUCCUUUCUUCCAAUACUGAAGCAAGAACUUCGUUACAAAAUCCAGAGCAGGCGGAUGGAAAAUGGGCAGCCGGAACUGCAUGUAAAGUUUGAGGGCGAAACGAAACAUCCAUUGACUCGGCUGGAAUUGGAAAAAUUGGAAUCUAGGAAGCGUCACAACCGACACUCGGCCAAGAAAUGCAGGGAGAAAAAGAAGUCUGAAGAAAAAGAAUGUGUACGGGAGCUUGACUAUCUGAGGGCAAAAAACAAAGAACUUUGGGCACAAUUUCAUAAGCAUACACACUGGAAACAAAUUCUAAUCAAGAAACUAUUGAAACAGCUGUUAGGGGGAGGAUCGAACGUAAGCGAGGCAGAAUUCCUAAACCUCCUACCAGAUCUGGUCCAGCUACGACAGGCGGAGAAGGAUUUAUUCGUAAAAAAUAACGUAGAGCGGCCGGAGUUUGUGGGAAAUCAAAACUCAGAAUGGAACUCCGAGGUAGGAAAACCGUCCAUAAAACCGUCCAUACCCCACAACGCCAUGUUACAGCAUAGCCACGUUCUGGACUGGCUGAAACAAUGUGAGGGGGUUCAACCGGAAGUGGGGAUACAACCAGAAGUUGAGUUACAGGCGGAAAGGGAUUUACAGCAUAAAUCUUGUAAAGUAAUGGGGGAAGUCAAUUCACAGCCGGAAGUCCAGUCACAACCGGACAUCUUCGUACAGGAAAACAUGGAAAUACAACCAAACUUUACAGUUUUUCAACAAAUCGCUCCAUUACAAGCGUUACAGCAGACAGGCAUACCGUUUAUACAGGAAGUCGAGAUACAGCAGGACUCUGUGAUACAUGAAGUAGAAAUACAGCUACAACAGGACUCUGUGAAACAGCAAGUAGACUUACAGCAAGACUGUAGAACUCAGGAAGUAGAAUUACAACAGGGACUCGUAGUACAGGAAGUAGAAUUACAACAGGGACUCGUAGUACAGGAAGUAGAAUUACAACAGGGACUCGUAGUACAGGAAGUAGAAUUACAUGUGGACUCACUGUUGCGUGAUUAUACAGAAUUUCCAUACCAACAGACGAACGCUGUGCUACAGGGACUAGAUUUCUUACUGAGUGAUACCACGUAAUGUUACAUACAACACGAUUAAUGUUACGUCACAUCUCCCUUACCUGGUGAUCUUACAAAAUAUGCUGCGUGGACAUGAAUUAGUGGACAAAAUGUGCUGCGUGGACAUGAAUUAGUGGACAAAAUGUGCUGCGUGGACAUGAAUUAGUGGACAAAAUGUCUUAAAAGUCAUAGAUCAAACCAUUCCAAUGUGGCCUGGGGACAUUUACUGGGUAUCCAUGUUACGGUCACGUUCAUAUUAGUGUGAUCAGUAUGUUAAUCCGGAGAAAAGGUCAUUUGAUGGAUAUAUUGUAUUUUUCCCGAAUAAAAGAAAAAAAAUUAA
Pecten maximus is the source of this 1758-nucleotide messenger RNA. RefSeq lists its product as uncharacterized. Lineage: Eukaryota; Metazoa; Mollusca; Bivalvia; Pectinida; Pectinidae. Gene Ontology annotation, molecular function: DNA-binding transcription factor activity. The record is from RefSeq and is a predicted model, not a curated record. Gene Ontology annotation, biological process: regulation of DNA-templated transcription. Bases 223 to 1437 code for a protein of 404 amino acids. The transcript has 4 exons.